This is a messenger RNA of Prunus armeniaca (apricot), 168 nucleotides long. NCBI's taxonomy places the organism in Eukaryota, Viridiplantae, Streptophyta, Magnoliopsida, Rosales, Rosaceae. The record is from the annotation of a GenBank genome assembly.
AUGGAGACGAUCCUCAAUAGAGACACUGCUAAGCACAUCUGGGACUCUCUGAAGCAGAAGUACCAGGGUUCCACAAGAGUCAAAAGAGCACAGCUCCAAGCUCUUCGGAAGGAGUUUGAGGUUCUCCAGAUGAAAGAGGGUGAGAGUGUUGAUGCACACUCUUCAUAG